This is a messenger RNA of Corylus avellana, 357 nucleotides long. The record is from RefSeq and is a predicted model, not a curated record. NCBI's taxonomy places the organism in Eukaryota, Viridiplantae, Streptophyta, Magnoliopsida, Fagales, Betulaceae.
AUGGCUGAGGCCUUAGUGGGAGGAGCGUUUCUCUCUACCUUCUUCAAGGUGUUAUUUGAUAGGAUGGAGUCUCCCGAGUUCGUGAACUUCUUUCGUCAGGGAAAACUCAACAAAAGAGUCUUAGAGAAGUUGGAGACAACGUUGCGGUCCGUGAAUGCAGUGCUCGAAGACGCAGAGGAAAAGCAAGUUACAAGACCUGAUGUGACAAAGUGGCUCGAUGACCUGAAAGAUGCUGUCUAUGAUGCAGAUGAUGUCUUGGAUGAGAUUGCUACUGAAGCCUUGCGAUGUGAGGUGGAUGCUGAAUUUCAAACCUCUGCAUGUAAGAAGAUGCAAGUGGCAAUGAAAAUUUGUGUGUGA